Cryptococcus wingfieldii CBS 7118 is the source of this 1728-nucleotide messenger RNA. RefSeq lists its product as hypothetical. The record is from RefSeq and is a predicted model, not a curated record. Gene Ontology annotation, molecular function: hydrolase activity, hydrolyzing O-glycosyl compounds. Bases 1 to 1728 code for a protein of 575 amino acids. Lineage: Eukaryota; Fungi; Basidiomycota; Tremellomycetes; Tremellales; Cryptococcaceae. The transcript is spliced from 9 exons. Gene Ontology annotation, biological process: carbohydrate metabolic process.
AUGAUUCCUAGCUGUCUGGAGAGUGCUCUGAGUGGUGUCAUGGCUGAGGUCGGCAGUGCCAACCUUUCUUGGUUCCAAACCACUUUCAACGUGCCAUCCGACUGGCAAGGUGAUAAUGUAGUCAUCAACUUUGGAGCCGUCGACUACCAAGCGACAGUCAUUGUCAAUGGGAACAAUGUGACCGCGCACACCGGUGGCUACAAUCGAUUCUGGGUCGAGAUCAGCGAGCAUGUCAACUUUGGAGAGGACAAUGAGCUAUUGGUGUUUGUGCAUGACCCUACAGAUGUUGGCAAACAGACAAACAUUCCGUCACACAUCUUCUACACGCCUUGCAGCGGUAUCUGGCAGUCUGUCUUUAUCGAGCCGGUUCCCAAGACUUAUAUCGACAAGAUUGACCUGUCAGGCGGUAUGUGGGGCGUCGGCAACAUCACCGUCCACUCUUCCGACAACUCUUUCCUAUCCGUCAAAGUCUCCGUCCUUGACGAGAACGCUUCGACAUUGUAUGAAGGCAAUGGUACAUCCGAUACUGCCUUUACCUUUACCGUCCCAAAUGUCUCUUUGUGGUCGCCUUCGUCCCCAAAGCUAUACAACGUGACUGUCGCACUGGGUGAUGACUCGGUUGACACGUAUAUUGGCUUUAGGACUGUGGAGCGUGGUACAGUACAAGCUGUCACCAGGCCUUUGUUGAACGGUGACUUCUUCUUUGCCUUUGGUCCUCUCGACCAAGGCUUCUGGCCCGACGGUCUUUAUACCCCUCCUAACCACGAAGCUAUGGUUUACGACCUCCAGUUCCUCAAAGACCUUGGUUUCAACAUGGUCCGAAAACAUAUCAAGGUCGAAACCGAUCUCUUCUACCGAGCGUGCGACGAGAUCGGAUUGUUGGUCAUGCAAGAUAUGCCUUCAUUCAACGAAGACCUACUUCCAAAUGAUGAACAACAAGCGCAAUUCGAAUCCCAGCUCGAAGAGAUGGUCCAGCUUCACAAAUCAUUCCCCUCCAUCUACGCCUGGGUGAUCUACAACGAAGGCUGGGGACAGCUGGACCGUGGACCCGAAGUGGAGAUCACCCCGAGGCUGCAGUCUUGGGAUCCCACGCGAUUGGUCAACUCUGUGACAGGGUGGCAUGAUCAUGGAGCUGGCGACUUUUUGGAUGACCACCAUUAUGUCGAGCCCCAGUGUGGAAUGGCUAAUGCCUCGGGACCUUCGUCGCCAUACGACCCAGACAGGAUCGGUUUCCAAGGCGAGUUUGGUGGUCUUGGGCACAACGUCUCCAUCGAUCAUCUGUGGAAUGUACCUGAAGCUAUUGCCGCAAUCAACGAGACGUACGAGAUUGACAAGACUAUCGACGAAUGGAACUCUCGAGCCCACACUGUCCUCGGGAUUCUCGAAUCUCAGAUCAAGGACUAUGCUUGCUCGGGUGGUGUCUGGACACAGACGACGGAUGUUGAAGGAGAAAUCAACGGUCUGAUGACUUAUGAUCGUCGUGUCAAGCGAACGGUCGAGUCACAGUGGAAGUCCGACAUCCAAGCCUUGUACAAGGCCGCAGCUGCGAGGGGCGGAGGUGACGGUAUUGGUCCGGCGUCGACCGCGAAUGAUACUGCCUCCAAUACUGUGCUUGCUUCCCAGCCCUCUGAAAGUGCCUCUAGUGCUGGAAGGAAAGCGGAAGGUGGAGGUGUGCUGGGUAUGUUCAUUGGAGCCUUUGUGACGGUUACUUUUCCUAUCGUGGUUUGA